UCUGUAUACUACACAUACAUAUUGUAAGUGAAAUCCUGUGAUCUCCAAUCUCUGGUUCACAGAGUGCUCACUCCUUCUUUCUUUCGUUCUUUUUCUGCUGCGCAGACGCUCGACGUUGAUCGUCGUUUGACUAGUUUUAGGUACAGAGCUCUAGCCAGGUGCUAUCGUUCCUCUACUCUCCGGAAGAGUGCCAUUUCCAUCAAUCCGAUUCAGCUCACCAGCCAACCCAUUCGUUAGGACGUCUGUUUUCUUGAUCCUCCGACGCUCUUCUACACAACACUCCAUUUAGUUCCAUCAUCCAGGCAAAAACAAUCAUGUUGUCGAAGAAAUUGAUUGGAGCAUGGGCAUUCUUUGUUAUAUGUCUCAUGGCCGCUGGUAUCCUCUCGCUGACCUUGUCCAUCGUAUGGCGUCAACCCAACCUUAUGCUGAACUUGACGUUUAGCGGUGUGAACUUGACUGCUGGCAGCGUGCUUGGUAUAACUCUCCUUGCCACAUUUGUUCUGUCACUGCUUGUUAUUACACAACGCGGCACCCUGGGCCUGAAAAUUCUCAAUUGGAUACUUCUUGCAAACAGCAUCAUUAUUCUACUCAUCGGCACAUAUAUUUGGAUCUUCACGCUGCACGAGCGGAAUAACUAUCAUGCUGUAUUUGGGCAACAGAGUAACGAGACCAAGAUUUUGAUCCAGGAUAUGCUCAAGUGCUGUGGUUACUUCGACGCUACCGAUGAGGUUGCGUUUGGAGGCACUAUAUGCCCCAAUCAGGCCGCUGCAACUGCUUUGAACAAUUUCUGUGUCACGCCCAUCACCAAGUUUACCGAUCUGACACUGAACAACAUCUUCAGCACUAUCGAUGGUUUCAUGGCAAUCGUGAUUGGUCUUUUCCUGGCAAAUAUGUGCGUUAUCAAGAAGAGGCAGGAGUUCGAGCGCUUUGAAAAGAUCGACUCGAAACGUGGGGUGCACAGUUUUUUUUAAAGCGCGUUGCUACCGCUCUUCAAUUGUUAUCGAUUGAUCUGGAUUGCUCUAUUCGUUCACGCAAUCAAGGUUACCCGUAGUCCGUGACUGCGGAUGGUGUUUAAACCAAUACUUGUCUUUUUAAUUCGAGGACAUUGUUCCAUUGGUUUCAUAUCGGUUUAUUUCGCUGGUCUUGGAUACAAGCCAGACCUACCUAAAGAAGGAAGAACAGUCCUUGUUUAUGUCUUGGAUGUGGACAUCCCCUUGAGCCUUUUGUUUGUACCCAGUGAACCAAUUGUUGUAGUAACUAUCGAUAGUGAUUGGGCAUUCGAUGUUUCGAACUUUGAAACAAAAUUUAUCCGUGUGAU
Suillus plorans is the source of this 1318-nucleotide messenger RNA. RefSeq lists its product as uncharacterized. The transcript is spliced from 5 exons. Bases 315 to 971 code for a protein of 218 amino acids. NCBI's taxonomy places the organism in Eukaryota, Fungi, Basidiomycota, Agaricomycetes, Boletales, Suillaceae. The record is from RefSeq and is a predicted model, not a curated record.